This is a messenger RNA of Seriola dumerili (greater amberjack), 2564 nucleotides long. It is a transcript of the gene znf362a, whose product is annotated as zinc finger protein 362-like. Bases 52 to 1392 code for a protein of 446 amino acids. Gene Ontology annotation, biological process: regulation of transcription by RNA polymerase II. Gene Ontology annotation, molecular function: DNA-binding transcription factor activity, RNA polymerase II-specific; RNA polymerase II cis-regulatory region sequence-specific DNA binding. The transcript has 9 exons. Gene Ontology annotation, cellular component: nucleus. NCBI's taxonomy places the organism in Eukaryota, Metazoa, Chordata, Actinopteri, Carangiformes, Carangidae. The record is from RefSeq and is a predicted model, not a curated record.
GAAAGAAGAGACUAAUCCUUUAUAAAAUAUUUCUUCUCUCGCUGGUUCAGGAUGGCUGAACCUCGCUUUAAUAAUGCCUAUUUCUGGCCUCCACCUCCUGCGAUGCCUGGCCAGCUGGAUAACCUAGUCUUGAUCAAUAAAAUCAAGGAGCAGCUGAUGGCCGAGAAGAUCAGACCGCCGCAUCUGCCCACCACCUCAGCCCCUUCCCAACAGCCCUUACUGGCUCCCCCGAGUCAGGUAGAAAGUGGCCUGCACGGGAUGUCCAAAGCCCAGCAGAUGCAAGUUCUCCACAGCCACAGCUCAUCUCAGCCUGAUAUCGCCCUGCACGCCCGCCCCGCCUCCAGCUCCGUCACAGGUCGUAUUCUGGGGGACGUAAACUUGAAUCUGGAUGAUAAGGCAGCUAUAAAAGCCAGAGGAUUAUGGGAAGACUGGCAUUUGCGUCAACUCAUAGAUCAUCCCUCCAGGACAAACCACGUCUCAGGUGUGGCGCUGGCAUCCAGAACAGGCAACCUCAACACCUCAGAGAUCAUCACUCCCACCACGCCCACCUCGAGCAACCACAGUCGGCUGGGCGGAGCUCCCACCCCUCACAUCAUCUCAGGGUUAGCCGGCGGCCACGGGAUGGAGCCUGGGAAGAACAGCGGGGGUUUUGUGGGACUCCUUGGGCCUCCUCCAAAGGAUGAACGAGGCCGUAAGAAGAUCAAAGCAGAGAAUGGGUCUUCAUUGUUAGUGGUGCCCUACCCGAUCCUAGCCUCAGGCAAUGACCAGUCCUGUGUUACCAUCACUGCCAAAGAGGGAAAAACCUACAGGUGUAAAGUGUGUCCGCUGACUUUCUUCUCCAAGUCAGACAUGCAGAUUCACUCUAAAACGCACACAGAGGCGAAGGCUCACAAGUGUCCUCACUGCACUAAGACCUUUGCGAACGCAUCCUACCUGGCCCAGCACCUGCGCAUACACCUGGGCGUCAAACCUUACCGCUGUUCCUACUGUGAGAAAUCUUUUCGCCAGCUGUCCCACCUGCAGCAGCACACCAGAAUCCACACAGGUGACCGGCCGUAUAAAUGCUCGCAUCCAGGAUGUGAAAAAGCUUUUACACAGCUAUCUAAUCUGCAGUCUCACCAGAGGCAGCACAACAAAGACAAACCCUUCAAAUGUUCCAACUGUUACCGUGCCUAUUCAGACUCCGCCUCGCUGCAGAUCCACCUGUCUGCACACGCCAUCAAAAAUGCCAAGGCCUACUGCUGCAGCAUGUGCGGCAGGGCCUACACCUCAGAAACAUACCUUAUGAAGCACCUGGCUAAGCACACAGUGGUGGAACAUGUGGUAUCCCAUCACUCCCCUCAUCACAGGACAGAGUCACCCACCCUCCCUAUACGGAUCUCCCUCAUCUGAGCUCCUCACCCGUCUCCUUCCCCUCCCGUCACAGACAUUUCCUGUGAUAUUUCAGCGUCCCUCUGAUGGACUUUGAACCCAUAAGUGGGUUCCAAAAAUGUGCCAGAUUGUUCUCGUAUCUUGUGAAGAGGUGCUCUUUUGAUGAGAAUAUCCUCCUUUCCUUUCUUGCUGACCAGAUAGUAUUAUCGGGGACAUCCAAAGAUGAUUUCUCAGCACUUUCAGGCCCGGAAAUGACAGGCCUAAAAUUUCUUUUUCUAUGUGACAGAAAAAAGGUAUUGCUCUAGGCAGCUACAUGGAGAAUCUUUUUAAACUUUCUGCGUUAUAACAGAUUACUUUGUCUUUUUUAUAUGGUCCUUUACUUUCUUUAAUGAAGUCUUUGCAAAAAAAUAUAUAUAUUUAGAUCAGAAAUAGUCUUCCGUUAGCCGGGUGGCCAACUGAACAUAAAGGUGAAUGCUUAUAUGAUGUGUAUUCAUGUAUAUUGUGCCACUUCUUAUGUCAGUGUUUGCAAUGUUUCACCAACCAUGUGGCCAUAAUGCACACAUAAAUAAUUCACACAUAAAUGCACACAUCAAUGUGUUAACCUCUUUAAUUUCCACCCUGCUGCCAACAUCACCUUGACCAGGAUGUGUGACACAUGUGGAUGGGUUUUUUUUUUUAAAAAUUACAGAUAUAUUCUGCAGCAUUAUAAAAAUAUGCUCAAGGCAAACACAAGUAUUCAGUUUCAUCUGGUCAAUAUGGUCAAAUAUAUAACAAUUGGUCGAAUAUGUAACAAUUUAUAUGCCAAAUUCAUCACAAUGAAUGAUGCACUUAUGGUACAUUUUUGUCUACUUUGUAUUUCAUUGGGUGCGCAAAUAAAUAAAUGUAGUCAUAAUGUGACUGAAACGUUACACCACCACUCUGCUGCUGCCACACAGACAUAUGUGUUUGUUUUUUCCUGAAAAACAUUAAUAAUGAGGUUCCUCUGUUGGUUUUUCAGAUAUAAUGUGUAAUUGAAGCAUCAAUUUGAUUUGAAUAUUCAUUUUUCUAUUGUUUCAUGAAUGAACACUUUUCCAUUUUGUAUGCAUUUAAGCCUUAACUUUGUUACAACUCUAGGAUCCACUUAGUUGUUUUUAUCACUUUACAUUUUCCUUUUAUGUCAUAGCAUGAUAUACACUGUAAAUAAACUAUAAUAA